Molecule: messenger RNA, 1854 nt
Organism: Notechis scutatus (mainland tiger snake)
Lineage: Eukaryota; Metazoa; Chordata; Lepidosauria; Squamata; Elapidae
Gene: MTG2
Product: mitochondrial ribosome associated GTPase 2
Cellular component (GO): mitochondrion
Molecular function (GO): magnesium ion binding; GTP binding; GTPase activity
Source: RefSeq, a predicted model, not a curated record
GCGACGCCGAACCCUGGAGCGGGGCAAGAAGGCUCCUCUGAAAACGGCUGCGCGUGAAUGAAGCGGGAAAGUUUCCCCACCUCGGCCGUCUCGUGCCUACUCCGUCCCUUGUUCUAUGGAGCGGGAGCGAGCGGGGACGAAACUGAGGCGCUGUAAAAGCAGAGGAGCUCCAGUAAGCCAAAGGGGGAAGGCAGGCUCCCAGUUUUCAUUUUGGGUGACUAGGGGAGGUAUCGAGGGGGGAGAUGGGAGACGUGUGGAGGUGAGAAGCUGUCAGACGUGUUCCUUCUCCCUCUGUCUCCCUUUAUUCCCAUCUUUGAGGGGACUUGAGGCUUCCCAGGCAAUAUGCUACUAAUAAUGGUCAGAGCUUGUUUGGAAAGUCAGUGGAGGCCAGUUUAUUCCCAAAUACAUAGUUGCUUACUACAAAAGCAGAUUAAAAACUGGCACAGGAGUCUUAGCAUAACAAACACACAAUGUUCAAAAUCGCAGAAAACCUGUAAAGGAAAUAAAUCUGAGAAGAAGCUGAGUCGAUAUUUUGUCGAUCACCGAAAGGUUCGUGUGAUAGGAGGGAAAGGAGGAGACGGUAUUGCUUGUUUUCUCAGUGAACCUAGAAAAGAAUUUGGAGGUCCCAAUGGAGGAGAUGGGGGAGAUGGGGGACAUGUUAUAUUUAAAGUGGAUCAGCAAAUCAAAUCCUUGUCCUCCCUCCACCCAUUUUAUAGAGGCUUCAGUGGUGAAAAAGGAGGAAGCAAAAACUGUUAUGGAGCAUCUGGCAGGCCCCUUUAUGUUAAGAUACCUAUUGGUACCAUGAUUAAGGAAGGCACUAAGGUUGUAGCUGAUCUCAACCAACCUGGGGAAGAAUACAUUGCAGUCUAUGGUGGAGCUGGUGGCAAAGGCAACCGUUUCUUUCUGGCUAAUGACAACCGAGCACCGACAACUGUGACUUUAGGAGAACUGGGUCAGGAACGGUUCCUUCACUUGGAGCUCAAAACUGUGGGACAUGCAGGGAUGAUUGGAUUCCCCAAUGCUGGGAAAUCGUCCCUCUUGCGAGCGAUCUCCAGAGCAAAACCCGCCGUGGCUCCUUACCCAUUCACAACCCUGAAUCCUCACGUAGGCAUUGUUCACUAUGAAGAUUACGAGCAAAUUGCAGUUGUAGAUAUCCCUGGAAUAAUCAAAGGAGCUCAUGAAGACCGGGGACUUGGUUUGGCCUUUCUGAGACAUAUAGAACGCUGCUGCUUUCUCCUCUUUGUGCUGGAUCUCUCUGUGGCUGAGCCCUGGGCACAUUUGGAAGCCUUGAAGCAUGAACUGGAACAGUAUAAAGUUGGCCUAUCAAAAACUCCUCAUGUCAUUGUUGCAAAUAAGUUUGAUCUUCCGGAAUCUAAGAACAACCUGCCUCUCCUUAAGGAGCAAGUGAAGCAGAGAGUCAUCCCACUCUCUGCUCUGACAGGAGAAAAUCUGGAGGAAUUGUUGGUGCACCUGAGGGAACUCUAUGAUGAUUAUAUGAAAACAGAAAAAGAACAGGUUCGCAAGCCAAUGAAAUGGUAGUAACAGAACUCUUCCAUUAUUACAUUGAAAUAGGGAGGAUAUUUGGAGUUUGGGCAUGGAUAGGAGGGACAGUUUCUAAAAGCAAAAUAAAAUUGCUUUUUAUUCUUUAAUGUUAUAAGGAGAUACACAGAGCUCUACCAGCAGAGUGCUAUAGAAGCAGAUAAGAAAGAAUGGUCAAUCUGCACAAACAAUAAGUUAAGCAAAAGGCGAGUCCACCCUGCAACAGAAAAUGAAAUGUUCCUAAACCUAUUGAGACCUACAGGGCAUAAUUUAAUCUAAGGAACAUUCAAUAAUUUAAUAAAGGUAUGUUUGUUU